This is a messenger RNA of Dentiscutata erythropus, 333 nucleotides long. The record is from the annotation of a GenBank genome assembly. Lineage: Eukaryota; Fungi; Glomeromycota; Glomeromycetes; Diversisporales; Gigasporaceae.
AUGCAAGAAUGUAACCUAACAUGGAACCAAAUCAAGCAGGAAAAUAAAACCUUAAUCAAUGAAAAGAUUUGGGACUAUUUUAGUGCUAUCCCUUUUCAUACCUAUUCUCAUUAUUCAAAAUUAACACAACACAAUCUGAAUAAUUCAGAUUAUAUUAAUACUUCAUCUUUCAUAUCAAGGAAUAUAUCUUCGCAACCAAAUGACGAAGAAUUACCUAAAAAUGCUGUAUGUCAGCGUGAUUCAGUUGAAAAAAUAAAUGCGGCUAAUAAAAAAAUAAAAGAAUUUGACAAAUGUAUAGCAUUUCUACAGAUAAAUCAUUUAAAGAAACAUUAG